Lytechinus variegatus (green sea urchin) is the source of this 3022-nucleotide messenger RNA. RefSeq names its product aminopeptidase N-like. Gene Ontology annotation, biological process: peptide catabolic process; proteolysis. The record is from RefSeq and is a predicted model, not a curated record. Lineage: Eukaryota; Metazoa; Echinodermata; Echinoidea; Temnopleuroida; Toxopneustidae. Gene Ontology annotation, molecular function: peptide binding; metalloaminopeptidase activity; zinc ion binding. Gene Ontology annotation, cellular component: cytoplasm. Bases 30 to 2960 code for a protein of 976 amino acids. The transcript is spliced from 18 exons.
AGGACUUAACCGACAACCGAAUUACCAGAAUGGUGAAAAGCGGCAAAUUCGAGCUCGACGAUGAGACAGGAAUGAAGAAACCCAAGGGUUACUUCUUCUCGAAACGCCACCUUAUCCUCAUCGUCAUCUUGGCCAUUGUCCUGGUCAUCGUCGUCGCGUGCAUGGCUUUCUUCAUUCCUGAUCGAACGUGUAAGCCGAUAUCGACGGAUGACCCCUCCGUCGUUGGGGAGCAGACGACGGAAGCUCCCGAGGAGGACUGGACGGGUCGGCUACCACGCAACCUCGUCCCCACAGUCUAUAAAAUCUACCUCAAACCAUACCUCUACGAAGACGACUUAGGCCCAGAUGAUCGACUUUUCACUUUCGAUGGCCGGGUUAAGAUAAAUAUGACGUGUGACGUAGCCACUGACGUCAUAACCCUCCACAGCAAGAACAUCACCCUCCUAUCCUACGAGCUCGUGGACGACGUCGGGAAUGCAUUGACCAUCACGGACAUCACCUUCGGAGAAAAAUACGACUUUGUCCAUUUUCAUGUUGGUAUGCUGUUGGAAGAGGGUAGGGACUACGAACUGGUGAUUGAGUACGUAGGGGAGCUGUCGAACUCGUCCACAGGGUUCUUUCGAAGUAGCUAUAAAGAAGGAGGGGAGAUAAGAUGGCUGGCCGAAACCCAGAUGCAGGCGACAUUCGCACGCCAAGCCCUGCCGUGUUUCGACGAGCCCGACUUCAAAGCUGUAUUCUACACCGAGAUCGAGCACCGCGCCGACAUGAUCGCUCUCGCCAACGGAAUCGAGGAGAGCGAAACCGAGACUGGAAAAGGUUGGAUCAAGACCAAGUACGGUGCCACGCCCUUGAUGUCGAACUAUCUCCUCGCAUUCGUCGUCGGUUAUUUCAACUACACUGAACGGUUCUCGGACAAAGGAGUUCGGUAUAGAGUUUGGUCACGCCCAGAGAAGCUAGAAGCAACGCGAUAUGGUCUGGAUCUUGCGAUCAAUAUUACAACAUACUUCGAGUCGUAUUUCAACAUUACCUUCGAUCUACCAAAACAAGACAUGAUCGCCACGCACGGCGGCGGUGCGAUGGAGAACUGGGGUCUUAUCAUCUAUAACGAGAAGUAUCUGCUAUUUGACUCUAAGAUCGAUACUGCGGAGUUAAAACUGUGGGUGGCUACAGUUGUCGCUCAUGAACUCGUACAUCAGUGGAUCGGUAACAUCGUAACCUGUACUUGGUGGGACGACAUCUGGCUCAACGAAGGAAUCACGAGCUACUUUGAGUUGCUCGGCAUGGACUCCGCCGAACCGAAUUGGAGAAUACAUGAGCACCGUCGCGUUGAGAAGAAGAUGGGAUACCAGAAAGAUGCUCUUGUAACCUCUCAUCCACUCCGACCACCCCUUAACAAACCGGAAGAUAUCGAUGGAAUCUUUGAUUCAAUAACCUACCACAAGGGAGCUGAAGUUACCCAGAUGCUGAGGACCAUGCUUGGCGAGGAAGUAUUUAAAAACGGUCUUCGAGCUUAUCUAAGCAGACACAAACUGGGCAACGUAGUUUCUGAUGAUCUAUGGGCAGUUCUUACUGAGUUCGAUGAGGGAAUCGGUGACCACGACGUGAAGACGAUCAUGGACACUUGGGUUCUUCAGAUGGGUUACCCCGUGGUCGAGCUCCGUCGCGUCAACGGUCAUCAACUGAACGCUUCGCAAGAACGCUUCCUGCUCGAUUACGAUGCCGAAGCCGAAGCAAAGGCAAAUGAAAAAUAUGACAAUCUUGGAUACCUGUGGUAUAUAUAUCUUACCUAUACCCAGAAGACUGGAGCAAAUUUUGAAAUGCCGCAGUCAACAUGGAUUGAACAAGAACCUUGGGCUCUAGUUGAUUUGCCAUCCACCAUUGGGAAUGAUGAUUGGUACCUUGGAAAUGUCCAGCAGUCUGGUUUCUUUCGAGUGAACUACGACGAUGAAAACUGGGCUCGGCUUGGACAACAGUUGCUCGAUGAUCAUACGAUGAUUCCGGUGACGACACGUUCUCAGCUCCUCGACGACGCAUUCACGUUGGCUCAGGUCGGGCGAGUCGAUUACCCGAAAGCACUUGAUCUUACCCGCUACUUGGCGAAGGAGACGGAGUAUGUAUCCUGGAAGGUUGUCCUCGAGUACUUCUCCCAUAUCAACGAUAUGAUCAGUGUGGAUGCAAGUUAUGGAUAUUUGGAGAGAUACAUGCUUCAACAAGUUCAAUCAUUAUACGACCAACUUGGAUGGGACGACGACCCGGAAACAGAUUCUCUUCUUGAACAAUUAAAUCGAAUCAACGCCAUAGACACGUCAUGCAAAUACAACAAUCAAGAUUGCUUAGACAAAGCAUCCGCCCUCUACGCAGAGUAUAUGGAUAUCGAUUCGAAUAACACCGAAAAUAAAUCAGAUUAUGAUAUCAAUCCCAUAUCUCCAAAUUUGAGGGCGUCUACAUAUUGCUAUGCUAUCCAGGAAGGCUUUGAGGAGGAGUGGAACUUUGGUUGGAAUAAAUUCAUUCAAGAGCAGAGCGAGGGCAUGAACUGGAUCAAGUCACUUGCCUGCUCUAAGACACCAUGGAUAUUAAACAGAUUCUUGCAUUACUCCCUCAAUUCGACACUCCUUGAGAAGAAAUGGUCUGCUUUCAUCAUAAUUUAUGUAGCUGAGAACCCUAUUGGAAGGAUGAUAGCAUGGAAUUUUGUACGGGAUAAAUGGGAACAGUUGAGAGAAAAUUUCGGAGAGGAUUCUUUUCAUUUCAAGCGGCUCAUUAUCGAUGUUACGUCAAACUUUAAUACACGACUCCAACUUAAAGAGCUCCAGGCGUUCGGCGAACAUACGGAUCUGGAAGCGGUAAAGAGUGAAUACGAGAAGGCUAUAAGAAAGACGAGGAAAAACAUUGGAUGGAUGGAAAACAACUCAGGGAUCAUAUCAACGUGGUUACAAUCAGCCACCCUCAACGGCGGAAUAUAAAUUUGAAAUACAGGGGUAUUCAUGCUGAAAAUAAUUAUAUAUGAUAUCUAAAUAAAUAGAAG